Pieris napi is the source of this 849-nucleotide messenger RNA. RefSeq names its product adenylate kinase isoenzyme 1-like. The transcript has 5 exons. Gene Ontology annotation, biological process: nucleobase-containing compound metabolic process. Gene Ontology annotation, cellular component: cytoplasm; mitochondrion. Lineage: Eukaryota; Metazoa; Arthropoda; Insecta; Lepidoptera; Pieridae. Bases 98 to 814 code for a protein of 238 amino acids. Gene Ontology annotation, molecular function: AMP kinase activity; ATP binding. The record is from RefSeq and is a predicted model, not a curated record.
CUAGGACUAUCGGUUUUAUUAUUAAUGUCAAACAUUUGGAAAUGCAUUUUAAUUCUAUUGGAAAUAAUUUACAUUAAUAAGACAUUUAUUUAACAAUAUGGGCUGUUUUUAUUCUAGGCGAAUUUUGGAGGAAGACCUGGUUUAUGACAUGUCUCCGAUCAGACAUUUGCCAGUUAUAUUUGUGAACGGAGUCCCUGGUGCUGGGAACCAGACAGUCGCUGAAACAAUGGCCAGUAUCACAGGAUAUAUGAUGAUAAGGCCUGGUGAGCUGAUCAGGGAAGAAGCUGUAAAGGAUACUGCGCGGGGGCGAAUGGUCUCUGAUAAGUUACAGGCACAAGAAGAUAUUUCUGAGCAAGUAACCGUGGAUUUGAUAAAAGAAACGAUGCUACUAAAUCAAGAUGCGAAGGGGUACAUUCUGGUGGGCUUCCCCAGAAAUCCUAGGAUGUCAAGCAUUUUCAAUAGGCAAGUCAAGUGGCCCGAGAAAAUUGUUGCUUUGGAGGUGGACAAUGAGUUAGCAGCAGCAAGACUGCAAAGCAAGCUUUCGGAGUUAGGCCGACCGGAGUCAGAAAUCAACGCAGCAAGACAAAUUGUGAAACAAGCCGCGCACAAAGUGAAGAAUGUUCACAAACGAUUUGGCGGACAUGUAGUUACGCUUGAUAGUAGCGGGAAUCCAAAAGCUUUAGCGAACACAUUAAAAGAAAUUCUCUCGGACACGAUAGAGAAGGCACAGAAAAACCAAGCCCCCACUACAGCAUCAGCACCCGCUGUGAUGACCAGCCCAGACUUGGAGACGGAAGUAGAAAUAGCCACGUGAUUUUAUAGUUGUAUUUAAUAAACGUUUUAAUCUAU